Talaromyces proteolyticus is the source of this 2657-nucleotide messenger RNA. Its product is annotated as large subunit of acetolactate synthase. The transcript is spliced from 5 exons. The record is from RefSeq and is a predicted model, not a curated record. Gene Ontology annotation, molecular function: acetolactate synthase activity; magnesium ion binding; thiamine pyrophosphate binding. Gene Ontology annotation, cellular component: acetolactate synthase complex; mitochondrion. Bases 185 to 2272 code for a protein of 695 amino acids. Gene Ontology annotation, biological process: L-valine biosynthetic process. Lineage: Eukaryota; Fungi; Ascomycota; Eurotiomycetes; Eurotiales; Trichocomaceae.
CCAGGGAAGGGUGGGGUCGGUGCACGUGAGUGUGACUCUUCUCUCCAGACCGAGUCCAAGAGAACAAUUACUCAAAGGAAUUAAAUGUCGGUCUAAGCUGUUGUGUGCUUCCACUCACCUCCAACACUCUCUCCUUCUUUUCCAUUCUUUCUGUCGGUGGCCUGGCCGUCAUCUGUUGCCCAAGAUGAUGUCUUUGAGACCAUCCAGAAGUGCCCUGCGCUUUCUGCCCACUCAGAGGCCGUUACCUUCAAAUCGCAGGCAUUUUUCUGCUUCUGUGAUCGCCGGCGCUGUGUCGCCCCACAACACUGCUCGUACUUCUGUGAUCUCAAAACGAGAAUCCAGUACAGCGACAGCAUCCUCAGAUGCUCGUCCCGUGCCGAGCCCGGCUUUCAACCAAGAUCACCCACGAACAAAUGUAUCGCCUCUGGAAAAUCGAAAACUGCCGGAGCUCGAUGACUCAUUCGUUGGGCUGAGCGGUGGUGAAAUCUUCCAUGAGAUGAUGCUGCGGCAAGGCGUGAAGCAUAUCUUCGGUUAUCCUGGUGGUGCCAUUUUACCUGUCUUCGAUGCUAUCUACAAUUCGAAACACUUUGACUUUAUCCUACCUCGUCACGAACAGGGCGCUGGCCAUAUGGCCGAAGGUUACGCUCGCGCUUCUGGCAAACCUGGUGUCGUUCUUGUAACAUCUGGUCCAGGCGCUACGAAUGUUAUCACCCCCAUGCAGGACGCUUUCUCAGACGGAACCCCAAUGGUUGUUUUCUGCGGUCAGGUGCCCACAUCUGCCAUCGGUACUGAUGCCUUCCAAGAGGCCGAUGUUGUCGGUAUUUCCCGUGCCUGCACCAAGUGGAACGUUAUGGUCAAAAAUGUUGCAGAACUUCCUCGGAGGAUCAAGGAAGCCUUUGAAAUUGCAACCAGUGGUCGCCCUGGCCCCGUCCUGGUUGACUUGCCAAAGGAUAUCACAGGCGGCAUUCUUCGAAAACCGAUCCCCAUGAACAGUACCUUGCCAUCCCACCCAAGUGCUGCUAGCCAUGCUGUCCGUGAAAUUGGUCGACACCAGCUCGAGGCCACUCUCAACCGGGUCGCAGCCCUUAUUGAGAAGGCUGAGAAGCCUAUUCUCUAUGUUGGCCAGGGUAUACAUGCCCGACCUGACGGCCCGAAGCUACUCAAAGAAUUCGCCGAUAAAACUUGUAUUCCUGUCACCACUACCCUUCAAGGCUUGGGUGGGUUUGACGAGCUCGACCCCAAGUCUCUUCACAUGCUGGGCAUGCAUGGUUCAGCCUAUGCCAACAUGGCCAUGCAAGAGGCUGAUUUGAUCAUCGCCCUCGGCGCUCGCUUUGAUGACCGUGUCACCCUCAACAUUGCUCGUUUCGCUCCCCAAGCAAGGGCUGCCGCUGCUGAGGGUCGCGGUGGAAUCAUCCACUUCGAAGUCAUGCCCAAGAACAUCAAUAAGGUUGUUGAGGCCACUGAGGCUGUCGAAGGUGACUGUGCCGAUAACCUGGCCCUUCUUUUACCAAAGAUUAAGCCAGUUGCUGAAAGGCCGGAAUGGUUCGCCCAGCUGAAUGACUGGAAAUCUCGCUUCCCAUUGUCUCUGUAUGAAAAGGAAACCUCCGAUGGACCUAUCAAACCCCAGGCCGUUAUUGAGAAAUUGAGUGACUUGACAAAUCCUAUCAAAGAUCAUACCAUCAUUACCACCGGUGUCGGCCAACAUCAAAUGUGGGCGGCACAGCAUUACCGCUGGCGUUACCCACGAACCAUGAUCACUUCUGGCGGUCUUGGUACUAUGGGAUACGGUUUGCCUGCUGCCAUAGGUGCCAAGGUCGCCCGUCCUGAUGCUCUGGUUAUUGAUAUUGAUGGUGAUGCGUCUUUCAACAUGACGUUGACUGAAUUGUCUACGGCUGCUCAGUUCAACAUUGGCGUUAAGGUGCUGAUCCUGAACAACGAAGAGCAAGGGAUGGUUACUCAAUGGCAGAAUCUGUUCUAUGAGGAUCGUUAUGCCCACACACAUCAGAAGAACCCCGAUUUUGUCAAACUUUCGGAGGCUAUGGGUGUUCAAGCUCGGCGGUGCACACGCCCCGACGAGGUUGAAGAGAAUUUGAAAUGGCUCAUCGAAAGCGAUGGCCCCGCUUUGUUGGAGGUCUUUACAGACAAGAAGGUCCCUGUACUUCCAAUGGUACCGGCUGGCAGUGCUCUCCACGAAUUCCUUAUCUACGAUGAAGCCAAGGAGAAAGAGCGGAAAGCCUUGAUGAUCAAGCGAGGCGUUUAUAAGAGCUCAUAAGUAUGCUCUUCGCCUUUUUUAAAUGAAGAAAAAGAAAAAAGGCAUACACGAUAAGCGCAGAAACUACCGUUAUUGACUGCGUUCUUUAAUCAUCUUGGUCUCAUCGUUACGGAUAUCCUAGGCGUUAUGUUUGGUUCCAAUUUUGAAAUAAAAGUCAUGUGAUGGUUAUGGCAAUUUAUUCUUACUGUGACGUUCCAACCUGGAGAUCAGGUUGUGCAUCCUUUUUCAUUUCCUUCGCUGCGGCUUGCGAGAUGUCUUCAUGAUUUGAGUGAGGCGCAUGUAUAUAAUGUAUUUAAACAGUUGGGAGCUCACAGGCAAUGUCUUUGACUUGAAAAGAUAUAUGCCAUGAAAAAAAGGUUCAAUAUUUUGAUUUGACUACAAGAGA